Corvus hawaiiensis (hawaiian crow) is the source of this 2509-nucleotide messenger RNA. It is a transcript of the gene NR2F1, whose product is annotated as nuclear receptor subfamily 2 group F member 1. Gene Ontology annotation, biological process: anatomical structure development; positive regulation of transcription by RNA polymerase II; cell differentiation. Gene Ontology annotation, molecular function: zinc ion binding; nuclear receptor activity; RNA polymerase II cis-regulatory region sequence-specific DNA binding. NCBI's taxonomy places the organism in Eukaryota, Metazoa, Chordata, Aves, Passeriformes, Corvidae. The record is from RefSeq and is a predicted model, not a curated record.
AAGGAAAGGAAAGGAAAGGAAAGGAAAGGAAAGGAAAGGAAAGGAAAGGAGGAGGAAAAGAGAGAGGGAGAAAAUCCUCCGUCGCCCCCUCCCCCUCUCUAAAAAAAAAAAAAUUAGCAAGAGCGGGGAGCGAGAGGAGGGGGGCUCGCGGCGGCGAAAAAUAAAUAAAAUAAAGAAAACGGCAGGAGCGGCUCCAGCCGGCAGCAGCGGCGGCGGCAGCAGGGCAGCGGCGGGGCGGCGGCAGCCGAGGCGGAGGCAGGCGGCAGCAAGGGUCCCUUAGCUCUCCGCUCGCCCCCGGCGCCCGGGCGGCCGCCACCCCCCCGCUCCCCGCCUCACUCCCCGGCAGCCCGCAGCGAGACGCGCCGCUCCCCCAGCACUUUUUUGGGCCCGAGAUAUGGCAAUGGUAGUUAGCAGCUGGCGAGAUCCGCAGGAAGACGUGGCCGGGGGCAAUCCGAGCGGCCCCAACCCCGCCGCGACGCAGCCGGCCCGGGAGCAGCAGCCCCAGCAGCAGGGGAGCUCGGCCGCCCCACACACCCCGCAGACCCCCAGCCAGCCGGGACCCCCCUCCACGCCGGGCACGGCCGGAGACAAGGGAGCGGGUCAGCAGGGCUCGGGGCAGAGCCAGCAGCACAUCGAAUGUGUGGUGUGCGGGGACAAGUCCAGCGGCAAGCACUACGGCCAGUUCACCUGCGAGGGCUGCAAAAGUUUCUUCAAGAGGAGCGUCCGCAGGAACUUAACUUACACAUGCCGCGCCAACAGGAACUGUCCCAUCGACCAGCACCACCGCAACCAGUGCCAGUACUGCCGCCUCAAGAAGUGCCUCAAAGUGGGCAUGAGGCGGGAAGCGGUUCAGCGAGGAAGAAUGCCGCCCACCCAACCCAACCCCGGCCAGUACGCCCUGACCAACGGCGACCCUCUGAACGGGCACUGCUAUCUCUCGGGAUACAUCUCCCUCCUGCUGCGGGCCGAGCCCUACCCCACCUCCCGCUACGGCAGCCAGUGCAUGCAGCCCAACAACAUCAUGGGCAUCGAGAACAUCUGUGAGCUGGCCGCCCGUCUGCUCUUCAGCGCCGUCGAGUGGGCCCGCAAUAUUCCCUUCUUCCCCGACCUGCAGAUCACCGACCAGGUGGCCUUGCUGCGGCUCACCUGGAGCGAGCUCUUCGUCCUCAAUGCUGCCCAGUGCUCCAUGCCCCUCCAUGUGGCCCCACUCCUGGCCGCCGCCGGCCUCCACGCCUCCCCCAUGUCGGCCGACCGCGUUGUAGCCUUCAUGGACCACAUCCGCAUCUUCCAGGAACAGGUGGAGAAGCUGAAGGCGCUGCACGUCGAUUCGGCUGAGUACAGCUGCCUGAAAGCCAUCGUCCUCUUCACCUCAGACGCCUGCGGCCUGUCGGAUGCUGCGCACAUCGAGAGCCUCCAGGAGAAGUCGCAGUGCGCGCUAGAGGAGUACGUGCGGAGCCAGUACCCCAACCAGCCCAGCCGCUUCGGGAAGCUGCUGCUGCGGCUGCCCUCCCUGCGCACCGUCUCCUCUUCCGUCAUCGAGCAGCUCUUCUUCGUCCGCUUGGUAGGUAAAACCCCCAUCGAAACCCUCAUCAGGGAUAUGCUACUGUCGGGGAGCAGCUUCAACUGGCCUUACAUGUCCAUCCAGUGCUCCUAGAGCCCAUCCCGCACCCCCGGCAGAGAGGCGGCGGAGCGGCGGAGAAGGGAACGCUCGCACAGAGGGGCAGUCGGGGUGCGGGGGGGGCCCGGGAGGUGGACACUGAACAAAAGAAAGGGCGAGUGGGAGCAGAGAUGUGGCCGUGGAGGGGAGAAGGACGGACCUGUCGUCCGUGGAGGUUGUGGUGUUUCGCCUUUUUUUUUUUUUUUGGCCUAUUUUGGUUUUUUUUUUUCUUUCGGAGAGGAGGAAAAAAGAAAUAAAUAAUAUUAAUAAAAGAGACAAAAAAAAAAAAAAAAAGAGUAUUGAGGGGAUAUUAAUCACACCUGAAGGGGAUACUGGAUCUUCCAGGAUUUAUUGUGGACUGUUGUUGAUAUAUGCUGUACAGUAAACCAACAAAACAAAAAAGCAUUGAAACUGAACUGAACCUUGUGUAGAACGAAAAAAAAACAACCCAAAACCAAGCAAACAACAACAAAAUUUCCAUGCGCAAACACUUACCAUGAACAUUGUUACUCAUUUUGUAAUAUAUUAGUCUUUAUUUUCAUUUUUGGUAAAAGUUAAAACAUCAUAUGCGCAUAAAGGAAAAAAAGGAGAAUUAGGGGAAAAUAACAUUUUCCAAAUAAUUAUAAAAGAAUUGUCCUGUGUCUAUGUAUCUAUAUCUGUUUUGUAUUUUUUUCUGGUUCCAAACCAGGUUUCCUGUGAUUCUAUACUAAUAAUUUUUGAUAUAACCCUUUGCUUCUUAUAAUGAGUGCGAUAUAUGUUGUCAAAGCUGUUCUUCAAGAAUUAAAAUUGAAGUGAGAAUUUAAAAAAAAAUAAAAGAAUUUAGCAAAAAACCCCCAACUUAUCACCCCACAA